This is a messenger RNA of Chenopodium quinoa (quinoa), 2083 nucleotides long. RefSeq names its product UPF0481 protein At3g47200-like. The record is from RefSeq and is a predicted model, not a curated record. The transcript has 2 exons. The coding region runs from base 624 to 1952 and encodes 442 amino acids. NCBI's taxonomy places the organism in Eukaryota, Viridiplantae, Streptophyta, Magnoliopsida, Caryophyllales, Amaranthaceae.
UUUUUUAAUUAAAAAUAUUAUUAAUCAAAUAUAUUUAUUCAAAUACAAAAAAAACAAAAGAAUAAUAAUGUAAACUAAAAUAAUCCAAAACUCACACACAAAGGUUCUUACUUGCCCUAGUAAUCCAAAACCCACGAGGUUUCCUAUCCCCUUUCGCAAUUUACAAGGACUUUCCACUAUUUAUUUAUUUUCAUUUUUCUUUUCUCUUUAAUUAUUAUUAUUAUUAUUAUUAUUAACUAGUACAAUAUACACUACGUAUUUAACUUGAUUUUUUUUGGUUUUUUUGGGUUUAAUACUUUUAUGGCAUCCACUAUACAGUUAAAUAAUAAGAAAAACAUGUGAUUAAUCCUAACAUAAUACCAAUCUCCAAAUCCAACAAAAACACAAACUUUUUUCUUUCAUUUUCUCUCUCCUCUUUUGAUACCCUUCUUCACUUCUUCACUUUCCCACCAUUUGAUCUCACCUUCUCCCAAUUUAUUUGCCCCCUUCACUUAAAUUAGAUCUAAAUGCAUAUUAUUAUGUUAAUUAGUUAAGAUUAACACCCAUCUUCAUCAUCUCUUAUUCCAUUAAUUUUGGAGUUUAUAUCAUUAACUACUUCAUUUGAUGCUGCUUCAGCUUCACUUAUGAGCUCCAAAACUCACAAAAAGAGAAAAAGGAAUCAAUUUGGGAAGAUGGAAGAUGGAAUUCAUCAAUUGGCUAAAUCAAUAAGAAAAAGGUUUGCAGAAUUACCCCCUCUUUCUUCCAAAUGUUGCAUUUAUAGAGUCCCUAGAACACUAAGAAAUGUCAAUUUGAGUGCCUAUAAAUCUUGUCUUAUUUCAAUUGGGCCCCUCAAUUAUGGUGCUAAAAGGUUACAAGGAUUACAAGAGCAAAAAUUAAGGUAUCUCCAAAAUUUUCUUAGGAGAAAUGAGAGGAAAUCACUCAAGGAUUAUCUUAAAGCUAUUAAGGAAUGGGAGAAUGAUGUAAGAGAGUGUUACAUGGAGAGUAUUAAUUUGAGUAGCGACGAGUUUGUUGAAAUGUUGUUACUCGACGGGUGUUUUAUUAUCGAGUUUUUUUUGAGUUGGUAUUGGGAGACAUUAGAUGAGAAUGAUCGUAUUUUUGGUAAGCCGUCUUUAGAACAUGUAAUUAGACGUGAUUUAUUGUUGAUUGAGAAUCAACUCCCUUUUUUCGUGCUUGAAAAUUUAUAUGGGCUCGUCUUUGAUGGCGAAGAUGAGGAUGACGAGUCUUUUGAGAGUUCAAUCCCGUUUAUUGAUCUUACUUCCGAGGUCAUAAUUGGUAGAAGGGAGCUUCCAAAGAAGUUCAAGAAGCGCGAAAUUUUGCAUUUUGUUGAUUUUUUGAGAACCCAUCUCCUCCCUAAAGAGCUUAGGGACCCUAAUAAUGUCCCAUCACGCGAUGAUGCGUGUUGGGAGUUUCCUCCCGGUGUAGGGGAUCUUCAUGAUGCAGGGGUAAAAUUUGCAGUAAAUAAAAGCGAUUCUAUGCUCGAUAUAGAGUUCAAAGACGGUGUUUUGUACAUUCCGAAAUUAGAGGUGGAAGAUCACACGGAAUCAAUUCUUCUAAACUUAUCGGCGUUUGAGCAAUGCCACUACCAUUCCGACUCUUACGUUGUGGAUUAUGUCCUUUUGAUGGAUGUACUAAUUACCACUCUAAAGGAUGUGAAUCUUCUUCUAAGUAGUGGGAUCAUAACGAACGCCUUAGGCAACAAUGACGAAGUGGCACACUUGUUUAAUACCAUAUGCAGAGAAACAAACUAUGAAGCUCACAACUUUUAUUACACUAAAAUAUGUAGGCGAUUGGUUGCUCACUCGAAAACGCCUUGGAAUAGGUGGAAGGCAACUUUGAGACACGAUUACUUCAACAAUCCUUGGACUAUAAUUUCGGUCAUUGCUGCUGUUGUAUUGCUCAUUCUUACUGUCAUACAAACUGCUUGUACCGUUAUUGCUUUCAGACGUUUGUGAUUGUCUGAUUGAUAAUCUUAUAUACGAGUUUUUGCUGCAUUGAUGGCCUUAUUGCCCUAUAUAUGUCAACAAGCUUUUUGAGUAUAAUCAUGUUUGGUCAUUGCUCUUAGAGUUCCCUUAUUUCUUUUACC